Sturnus vulgaris (Common starling) is the source of this 2862-nucleotide messenger RNA. RefSeq lists its product as uncharacterized. Lineage: Eukaryota; Metazoa; Chordata; Aves; Passeriformes; Sturnidae. The record is from RefSeq and is a predicted model, not a curated record.
GCUUGAGAGUGAGGAGGCAGCAGCUAAUCCUCCUAACGAUGCUUUUCCUCCUGCAGCAUUUCUUCCUGCUGGCCACAGACUUAAUGCUCGCCAUGACCCUUUCCUGCCUCUUGUAUGCCUUCGUGUGCGUUUCCAUCGCGUUUCUGACCUGCUGCGUUAUCAUCUUCUCCUUUGGCACCACGGAGAGGAAUAUUGAUAUGAAGGGGAGAGCAAUCGUAAUUCUUGUGUCCAACAGUUCCAUUGGGAGGAUGUUUACAAGGAACCUGGAUAAAGCAGGUUUUGGGGUGUCUGCUGCACAAUGGUCUGCUCAAGAGGAGAGGACAGUGACAGAAGAGUGCUCAUCGAACAAGGAGGUAGCCCAACUCCACCUGACUGAAGAUGAGUAUCAGAAGACAGUGAAAACCUUCAUAGAAAGCCAUUUAUCCCUGAAAGGCAUGUAUGGGAAGAUGAGGAAGCCAUCGAUCCUGAUAUGGGAUGAAGGGGCACCAGACACAUGUGGGUUACCUGAGAGAAAAGCCUCCUGUGAGGGGAAGAAGGUUUUCAAGGCUCCACGAAGGAACUGCUUACUGCAGACAGCUCUCUGCAUCUCUAUCCUCUUUCACCCACUGACCUGUGUCCUGAAUCUCCUGAAGAGAAGUCCAAAGCUGCUUGUGCCUCUGCUGAAGUCCAAAAACUGACAGGCGGGAAGGAAACCCACGGAGCACUACACAUUAGCACUGUCACACCACAACAAAAAAACAGGAGCAUAGCUGGGAUCAGAAGUGACAAAGCCCUGGCAGCAGGGGAUUAUGAGCAGUGACUUCAAUUGCAAGACAGCAAAAAACUGUGGAUGAAAACAGAAAACAUCUUCAGAAGCAUGACACAGGUCUGCAACUCUCUUGCAAGUCUAAUCUGUAAGGAAGAGAACACCAAGACGCUGAAAUUUUGGGUUGUUCAUUACAAUGCUGUACUGUGCACACUGGGAUAUGCACAGAGGAAAAAAACAUCUGAGGUGAAAAAAAUAAAGGAAGAACUUUGCUGGGAAGCAAAACGCCAAGGCUUGGUUUUCAUUAUCUAAAGCCACAACUCAGAACUGCCUGACUGAUGAUAAGAGAUGUCACCCUCCUAGGGAGCUGGAUCCAAGGAGGAAAAGGAAAGCUUUCAAAACAGCUUCUGUAAGACAUUAAACCAGCUUAGUAUCAAAUCAGACUGAAAACAAACAUUUUAAUUCUGUGACAUCAAAGCACUGAGAGAGAACAUGUUAAAGCAGAAAAUUCCUGAAUUAAAAGCUUGAGGUUUUAGUCUUUACACAUUUGGCAAAUAACCAGUUACAUGAAUAAUGCCAAACCCAUAUAUUCUGCAGAACAUCCCAGGAAAUGUUUCUUUUAGUCAGAACCCUGCUCUGAGCCAGUGUUGUCAACUCCCUCAGUGCAAAAUCCCAUUCUGUGCACAUAACCCUGCACAAUUUCAGCUGAUAACCAUUAUUUUCUCCUCCAAAAUGUGGCAGGGGCCAUGUGUGGGCUGCUGCAUGGCUGCUGCUUCUCUCCCAAAGUGACCUUCAAGCAAAGGAUGCUGCCUGCUCCUGUACACUGUAGUAUUCAUGGUCUGAAAUUAGAGACACUAUGUGAGCAAAGCUCCUGAAAAUAUCAGUGGAAGUUUUGCUGGCCCGAGGACUUGGGAAUGGCCUACAUUUGUUUAUAAAGCUUUCCAGUCCAUUGGGAUACAGGGAACUACUGUGUGCAAGCUUAAAGUUAUGACCGUGAGGCAAUACCACCAUGAGAUAAAUCAUAAUAUAACUGCACUUAAAAGUAUGUUUAACACAAAUUAGUUAUAUCAAACUAGAAGUUAUAGACUGCUGAAGCUGACUAAGGGAUCUGAAUGCCCAGAUGCUUUUAAUUUGAGUGGGAAUGAGGGAUUUGAAUUCCUUAAAUAGUGUUGAAUGUUUCAUCACUAACAUAUAACACAAAAAAAUUAAAGCAACUGGCUUUUCAAGCCUACAAACCUGGCCAAAAGAUUCUGGCAAUAUUUUUAGGCACAUCUCUCUAAGCAUACAGACAUUAAAAUUAGAGAUUCAGAAAAUCCUGAAAGUAUUCCAAGUCUUGAUUAAUAUUUUCAGAAAAAUAUCCAACAAUUCCAACAUGUUUUUCAAUAGAUCACUUUGAUCCAUUUAAUAAAAAUGUAAUUGGGCUAUAAAAGUCUGCUAAAAGAAAAAUAGCUUUAGCACCAAAUCCUAUGUCCUGCAACUCAGAACAGAAACAACUGAUCACCCAAGACCUGUUCUUUCACCCCAAUCUCAACUGCAAUACUUCCAUUUUUUGAACCUUUUUAAGGAAGUGCAGAAUUUGACUUCAAAUAGAACAGAUUUUCCUGGGCAACACUGUGAAAUUAUUUCCCAAGAGACCUGAAAUGUUAGUGGUGAUGGAGAACCAGAGGGAAGCUAGUUACAUGAACACAUCCUUCUACCACUUUAAAUUAUGUUAAUAACUAAUCUACAAGCCAAUAUUAUUCCUUUAUAAAUAUCUGCAUACCUGUUGAAAGAUACUAAGAGAGCAUCCCCUUGGGUUAAAUACUCUCCAGCAUGGUCACUCCCUUAGCAGCAGUCUAUUUUUGGGGACACUUUUCUCCUGCCUUUCCUCUCCUGAGCAGGGGUCAGACACAGAAACAGCUCCACUGAAGUCAAAGCAGGUACUACCCACCUCCACACUGGAUAUUGGGAGGUGUUUCAGACACCUGAGGUGAGAGAUUUCCCUUCAUGUGUUUAUUGUAAUCAGGGAAGAACAAAGAGGGAUGAGAAGGCAGGGAAGCAAAAUAAUGAUUAGUGUAAUGGGAUUUGCUAUUCUUGUUAAUAGUUUAAUCAAUAUAAACAUAUACAGAACCCUCUGA